AUGAGAGAGUAUGCUGAGGCCCAUAAUUCCAUAGCAGACACCAUGCAGCAGCUGGAGACCAGGAUAGAGGCUUAUGAAGCACGUAUGGCUGAUGUGGACGAUCGGUCCCGCCGGAAUAACAUCAGGUUACAUGGCAUUCCGGAUCUCUGAAAUUGCAUGAUCUAAGAAAAUUUAUCACAGGCCUAUUUUGAACCUUGGCUCCAGACCUCUAUAGCGGCAACCUGUUAAUGGACAGAGUCCAUAGGUUUCAACACCCCCGACACUUAUCUGAAACCGUUCCAAGAGAUGUCAUUCUGAGGGCACAUUAUUUUUACGCUAAGGAGAUUAUACUGAAAGCCAGCCUUUCAAGAACAGACUUACCUGCAGAAUCUUCUCAAAUCAAUUUUUUUCCGAUUUUUCAGAUGCCACGCUCCGGACUAGGAAGACAUACCAGCCGGUGACUGCGGCCCUAAGUGAGCAGCACAUCUUGUAUCACCAGGGUUUUCCCACCAAGCUACUGGUGAACAGGAAUGGGACUGUGACAAUCAUCACGUCCCCUGACGAAGGUUUACGCAUUUUACGCCAAUGGAACCUAUCGACUGGUUCUAUUUCAUCGUUUGGGUUCUCUCCUAGAAAGCUGAGACUGGAAUGGCAUAGAUUACCGAAUAAUAGCACAGCUGCUAUACAACCAUGA
Pelobates cultripes (western spadefoot toad) is the source of this 673-nucleotide messenger RNA. NCBI's taxonomy places the organism in Eukaryota, Metazoa, Chordata, Amphibia, Anura, Pelobatidae. The record is from the annotation of a GenBank genome assembly.